Anopheles maculipalpis is the source of this 1074-nucleotide messenger RNA. RefSeq names its product probable chitinase 10. Bases 4 to 1074 code for a protein of 356 amino acids. The record is from RefSeq and is a predicted model, not a curated record. Gene Ontology annotation, cellular component: extracellular region. Gene Ontology annotation, molecular function: chitin binding. NCBI's taxonomy places the organism in Eukaryota, Metazoa, Arthropoda, Insecta, Diptera, Culicidae. The transcript has a single exon.
CAAAUGAGAAGUUUACUCGUCCUGGCCGUCCUCGUGACGGUCACCCAGGCUUUCUCCGUCUUCCAGAACCCGCCCUGUUCGGGAACUACGCCCUGCCUGAUUAACUGUGUGGUGAACUCUCGCUGCCCAAUCUUCAACCCAUCCAAGCCGAUUCUGCUCGCCGGUCCGACCUGUGAUCGAUUCUACAAGUGCGAAAGUGGGCGCGCCUGCGAAACCCUCUGUCCGGGUGGUACUCACUUCAAUAUCCGCGAGCAGGUCUGCGACUGGCCGCACCGUGCCUGUUGUGAUCCUUCCAUCGAGUGCCGUCCGGACCCGUGCGGACCAAAUGGAGAUUGCGGAGGAGGUGGUGGUAUCUAUCCGCCGCCGCCGCCACCACCACCACCACCAACGCCAGUUGUACCAGAGCCUCCGUGCAGCGGUACUGGUAUCUGUGCAAGCAACUGCCCAGUAGACAACCGUUGCCCGAUGUUCGACGGCUUGAAGCCGACCCUGCUGCCUGGACAAAACUGUGGUGUGUAUGCCAAAUGUGUCAGUGGCCGUGCCUGUCCGAUGGCAUGCCCUGCUGGACUUCACUUCAACUAUGCCAAGCAAAUCUGCGACUGGCCGUUCCAGGCUUGCUGUGAUCCCAACGUCGAGUGCCGUCCGGACCCGUGCGGACCAAGUGGAGAUUGCGGAGGAGGUGGUGGUAUCUAUCCGCCGCCGCCGCCACCACCACCACCACCAACGCCAGUUGUACCAGAGCCUCCGUGCAGCGGCACUGGUAUCUGUGCAAGCAACUGCCCAGUAGACAACCGUUGCCCGAUGUUCGACGGCUUGAAACCGACCCUGCUGCCUGGACAGAACUGUGGCGUGUAUGCCAAAUGUGUCAGUGGCCGUGCCUGUCCGAUGGCAUGCCCUGCUGGACUUCACUUUAACUAUGCCAAGCAGAUCUGUGACUGGCCGUUCCAGGCUUGCUGUGACCCCAGUGUUGAAUGCCGUCCCAAUCUAUGUCCACCGGGCGCUUUUGGUUGUGGUCAGAACAACAACUACAACAACCAUUACAACAACAACAACAACAACUGGAUGUGGGGUUAA